AUGGUUUAUAGUAAUUAUAUAGAAAAAGACAGUAAUAUAACAACAUUACCAAAAAUAGAUUGUUAUAGUCCACCACAAAUAAAUGAAGGAGAAAAUUGUCAUUCUUUAUCUACUUUUCCUGGUUAUUGGGAACAUUUUGAAAUAACAUUAUUAAAACAUCCUACUUUUGGUUUUGGUAUUGCAAUAUCCGGUGGUUGUGACGAUCCUCAUUUUUAUUCUGGAGAUUCAUCUAUUUUUAUUAGUGAUGUUGUGAGAAAAGGCCCUGCAUGUGGAUUAUUACAACUUAAUGAUAUAAUAGCAUCUGUUAACGGUGUAUCUUUUAAUAAUAUUGACUAUAUAUCAGCUAUUAAUACUAUUAAAAACGCUACACAAUUAAGAAUGAUUGUUAAAAGAAGAGUUCCAUUACCAUUAAUUGAAUUAGAACAAAGAACAUUAAAAUUUACUUUAUCAAAAAGUAGAAAAAAAGAUGAUUUUGGUAUUGUAUUAGGUUGUAAAUAUUAUAUUAAAGAAAUUACUAAUCCAAAAUUAGCUGAAAAAGAUCCUGGAUUAAAAGAAGGUGAUAUUGUUCUUCGAAUUAAUGGUCAACCAUUAGAUGAUAUAUCAAUUGAUGAUGCAACAAAAAUGUUACAAAAAUCAAAAGAAAAACUUAGUUUAGUCGUACAAAGAGAUGUUAAAAGAGGUACACCUGGUAGUAGGUGGCCUUCACAAAAUACUGUUUAUGAAAGAUUGGGUUCUGUUAAUGGAACACCAAGACAUUCUCCUAGUCCUAUGAUGACAAAUUAUUAUGUAUCAAAUGAUUGUACAGAUAUUAAUGGACAUAUUUCUAAAAGACCCUCAUCUUCAAAUUCUACUAAUACAAAAAAAAUUUCAGAUGAUCAUGGUAAUUAUAACAGUGGUGAAGGUUUAUAUAUACCACCUCAAUAUUGUAAUAAUAUUAAAAAAGAUUCAGUAAUGACAAAUAGUUUAGGUAUUGGUAAUUCUGUACCAUCAAAUUGUUCAUCACCUUCAAUUAAUAUUGUAUCACAAUUUUCAAAUAAUAAAGAAUCAUCUAGACGUUUGGUAGUAUUUAAAAAAGCUGGAAAUAAUCUUGGUAUACGUGUUAUUGGUGGUAAUCAAGCUGGAAUAUGGAUUAGUGCUAUACAAGAAGGUUCACCAGCUGCUAUGCAUGGUAUAAGAGUUGGAGAUAAGAUAAUUUCAGUAAAUAGUUUUCCCAUGGGUGGUUUAACAAGAGAAGAAGCAGUAAAUUAUCUUUUGAAUUUAAAUGAAGAGGUUCAUGCUCAAUUGGAAUUUUUGCCCCAUGAGUUUGAACAUAUUAGAAUUAAUCAAUUAGGGGAUAGUUUUUAUAUAAGAACACAUUUUGAGCAUAAUAAAAAGAAUGAUAAAAAUGAAUUGACAUUUGAUAAUGGUGAUAUUUUCCAUGUUAGUGAUACAUUAUAUGGUGGUAGUAUAGGAUGUUGGCAAGUUUCUAGAAUUUAUAGUGCCAAUGAAAAUGAUAAAAACAAAGAAAGAGUUGGUAUUAUACCAAAUGCUACAACUGCUGAAAUUUUAAUAAAACAACAAAAAAUGGAAACUAAUACAUUUGCUAAAUCAUUAUUUAGAAAAAAAUUAUCAAUAAAAAAAAAUAAAUAUUUACAAGGAAAAGAUAGUAAUGAUAAUGGAAAACAAACUUCAGAUGGAUUAAUAUUACCAGCAUAUGAAAAAGUAUCUUUAAGACGUCCACCAUUUAAAAGACCAAUUAUUCUUUAUGGACCAUUAGCUGAUAUUGCUAGACAAUUAUUAUUAACUAAUUAUAGUUAUUGUUUUGCUGGUAUAGAAGAAGAUAAACAAAUACGUCUUUCAAAUAUUGAUGCAUUAAUUAAUCAAAGUAAGCAUGGUUUAUUAAAUGUUAGUCCAGAAUCAGUUGAACAAUUGUCAUACGCUCAAUAUGCACCAAUUGUGAUAUUAAUUGAUGUUGAAACAAGAAGUAGAAUAAAAGAACUUCGUCAAAGAGCUGGUGGUAUACAAAUAAGUUCAAGAAAAUUAAUUGAACAAGCAAAUAAAAUUAAAAAAUAUCAUGGACAUUUAUUAAGUGCAACAUUAGAUGCUACAAAAGAAGAUGGAUGGUUUGAAGCAUUAAGACAGUUAAUUAUUCACCUUCAAGAUAGAAGUGUAUGGAUGCCAGAACAUAAACCAUCACAAGGAAUAGAAGAAUUAGUUUUAAAUGGUUGGCAUGAUACAGAAUCAGAAGAAAUUGAUUCAAUUAAAGGAGGAGGAGAUUAUGGUAAUAUGGGUGAAUAUACAAAUUAUAGUAUAUAUGGUGGUAAUGGAAUUUUAGAUCGUGAAUCACGAUUUAAAAAUAAUGAAUAUAUGAAUAGAAGAGAAAUUACACCUGUAUCAGCAUAUAGAACUCAAACAGAAUCUUAUUUAGCUCCUGUUAUAGGUCCAAGAAGAAUUCAUAAUGCUACUAGUUACCAUGAAAAAUAUACUACUAAUAGGAUUCCAGGUACUUAUGAUAUAAACCAAGUAUUACAAGAUACUUUUGGUGAUCAAGUUUAUGGAAAAUCUCUUUAUGGUAAUAUAAAUGAUGGAAAAGAACAAUUAUUAAAACAUUAUGAUUCAAGAAAUUAUCCUCGAUCUCCAACAAAUAAAAUACCUUCAAAUACAAAAAAACAAUUAGUAAAUGAUACAGAUAUAACUCAUCAUCACACAAAAGAUACAAGUACAGAUAAAAGUUCAUCAUCAUCUGAAAUUUCAACAAUAAAUAGUAAAAAAAUUAUUGAACCAACAGUUAUUGAACAUAUAAGUAGUGUAAUAGAUUUUAAUGGAGGUAAAUUAUUAUGUCCUGAUAGUGGUGUAGAAUUAAUUAUACCACCUGGUGCUAUACCAUCAGAUCAUAAUCAAGAGAUAUACAUAAAAAUAUGUAAAGAUACAUCAAAUGCAAUACCAAUAAAUGUUGAGAAAGAAAAAUUAUUGAGUCCUUUAGUAAUGUGUGGACCAUUAGGUUUAAAAUUUUUAAGACCAGUUGAAUUACGAUUCCCAAAAACUUUUGAUGGUUGUGAUAAAAAAAAUGAAUCAAUUGAAGCAACACAAAAUAAUUGUUUUGUCCUAAAAAGUAGUUGUGGUGAGGAAUGGAAAAACUUAGAAGUUAGUAAAGAAAAUACAAAUAAUGAAAAUAUAAAUCAAAAAUAUGUUGCUGUAUCAGUUAUGAAUUUUUAA
Molecule: messenger RNA, 3195 nt
Organism: Strongyloides ratti
Lineage: Eukaryota; Metazoa; Nematoda; Chromadorea; Rhabditida; Strongyloididae
Product: Polychaetoid
Exons: 5
Coding region: 1-3195 (1064 amino acids)
Biological process (GO): cell-cell adhesion; protein localization to cell-cell junction; cell-cell junction organization
Cellular component (GO): plasma membrane; bicellular tight junction
Molecular function (GO): cell adhesion molecule binding
Source: RefSeq, a predicted model, not a curated record